Lachnellula hyalina is the source of this 834-nucleotide messenger RNA. RefSeq lists its product as uncharacterized. The record is from RefSeq and is a predicted model, not a curated record. Bases 1 to 834 code for a protein of 277 amino acids. NCBI's taxonomy places the organism in Eukaryota, Fungi, Ascomycota, Leotiomycetes, Helotiales, Lachnaceae. The transcript has 2 exons.
AUGGCUCCUCCAAAUUCCUCUGUGCCACCGGCGGCGCAGCCAAAACACUCGGCAUAUUUCGACGCUUGGAAUUCUUCUUCAACUGGGCAUCAGAGAGCGGAGAAUCGACUGGGUGGAUCGAUAGGAUGGAGACAAUCACGAAGCAUGAAGCUGUCUCAUCAAUUCAAGAGUGGCGGGACGGGAGGCAAGAGAAUUUCAGAUACAGUUGGGGCGGGCUCCGAGGACUGGGACGAAAAUGCAAAGGCUUUGAUACCUAAAGAUGUCCGAGAGAGGGCGAGACUCAGUGUUGGAGAUAUGCUGGCAAGCCAAGGAACCAUUGGUGUGUUUGAUGAGAACCCUGGCGCUGGAGAUACUAAGAUGUUUGUAGGGUCUUUAAGUGCCGAAGAGAAGUUGGCGGCCCUUAGGAAGCAUGAAGACGUCCAGACAGAGGUCAACAAAUCAAAUACGAAGAAGGGUGUUUUUGAUGGUCUUGUUAUUUAUAUCAAUGGCAGCACACACCCACUGAUCUCUGACCAUAGGCUCAAGCAUAUUCUCGUAGAGAAUGGAGCAAGGUUAUCGAUUCAUCUUGGGCGGAGGCAGGUUACGCAUGUCAUUCUUGGUCGACCUAGUGGGACUCGGGGACUAGGGGCUGGCGGUGGCCUUGCAGGGACGAAAAUCGAGAAGGAGAUCAAGAGGGUUGGAGGUGCGGGAAUAAAAUAUAUUGGGGUCGAGUGGGCUCUCGAAAGUCUCAAGGCAGGAAGAAGACUACCAGAAACACAAUUCUCCAACCUCAAGGUUGCUGCUAAGAGGCAAAACAGUGUUUAUGACAUGUUCAAAACAGCUUCAACCACAUAA